AUAGGCUGCCUUGGAGUGUGGUGGAGUCUCUUUCUCUGGAGGCUUUUCCACAGAGCCUGCCUAUUGGAAGUGAGUGCUUCGUGUUUUUCGUUAGCCAGAAAAAAAAUCGUGUCAUAUAGAUGGCCCAUUUUUAUUAGCGGAACACAAAUAUGAAAAUGAGACAACACGAAUGAAACUACACAAAACGAACAGCAAUUCCACACAAUACACAACUCUAAUACAUAUACAUUUGGACGCACGCUAUCAGUGUCUUAUUGGGAUAAUUGCUCAUGUAGCCUGGCUUCAUGGGAUCAAACAGAAAUACCACUUUUACCUGCACAGACGAUGAACUUCUUCUAUUUGUUAAAGUUAAACCAGGAUUAAUCAGACCCAAUGGGAAACGAUGCCCUGCCUGCUUUUCCACUGAUGUUUCUAAGUGUGGAUUAACCAAAGUAGAUUGUUCUGGAAAUGAACUCUACUGCAUUAAAACAGAGCAAUAUGUUUUAAAAGGUAAUUUCACAUUUCUAGACUUGCAAGCAUUAUUAGCUAGUAUCAUAUAAUGGAUCUAUCUAAGACAAACUGCUUGUGAGAUAAAUAUUGAAGAAUGUCUGAAUUCAUACUUUUGACACAAGCCUGCUUCAGUUAACACAGCCUCUGAUAAAGAAGCUCCCUUUUGCAUUGUCUUUCUAAGCCCAUACAAUCUCCACAUUCUGCCUUGACCUCUAUGGACCUGGCAUUUUGGGAGUAGUGAUGCUGGAGAAAGAAAGUCCAUAGCUGUUGGGUUGCAGCACCAUGCCUGCUGUGAACAAUGCAAUAAAACCCCGUUAGAAAGAAUUGGGUUCUUUUCUUGUUGAUCGAGCCGUAAUCAUCAAUGCCUGUCUCCAACAGGCAGAGUAAACAGCAGCUGUCUCCAGAAUCAGGGAUUAUUCAAAUUUUGGCAAGAAGUCCAGCCCUCAGCGGGUUCUACUUCAAGUUCUAGUUCAUUUCCCACUUGUGAUGUAGCUGGGUUUUAGUUGAAAAUUUCAUUUGCUUGUCAUCCCAGUUUAUAUAGCAAUGUGAUAUGAGGACCAGCACAAUUGAAUUUCAGAGAAAUGCAAUGUUAUAAUCUGUGUUAGUGUGAGGAAUGAUCACACUAUGUAACAAAAUUUGAAAUAAAUUCUGUACCUGGUUUGAAAGUAUAAUGUCCUGUUUAAUUGUGCAGGACUUACUUGAGAGUAGUUGUUUUAUUCCAGAAACUGCAUUUUUGUGGCUGCCCAAACUAUGUUGAAUGGGUUGAGGCUUAAAGACAUACAGUUAUUGAAAACCCAUAGAAAAAUGUGCUGCAUUUAGCAACUUUUCCCAUGUUUUAUAAUAGAACCAAUUAAGAAAAUACAUUUAUAACUCAGAAACAAAAAAUAUGUUACAUAGUGUUAUUAAUUACAGUGUUCUCUUUUUUUCCUGACUAUCUGGCUUUCCUUUUUUUUCCUUUAGGUUUCAUUAUGAAUUCCUACCAUAAGUGGGGCUGUGCUACAAAAACACUCUGUUACAAGUUUGGUGGGUCAUUUACAAGUUAUUUUAGUAAAGACAGUGGUACCCCUGUUUGCACCCUUGCUCCUCCUAAAAACUGAUAUCUCCCUUGUUUGCUUCCAUUCUCUGACACUGAGUUUGUGUUGCGGGCCAUCUGUUAUUUUUUAUUAAUUUAAUUUUGUUAACUAAACUCCUCAUACUAUAAUGGUAAAAAUUCCAAUAUAUAACAUGUGUAUAUAAUAUUCACUAAUGCUAAUGUAUACUAAUGCUAAGUAAAACACAUACUAAAAAAGAAUUAUACAUAAAUUACCGUUGACAGAGAAAAAAAUAGAGAGAAAUUACAAGAUGACUUCCAUAUUACUUAUCAAUUGUAUACAUAUUUAAGUGAUUUUUAUUUGCAUUAUAUUAAUCAUUUCCUUUUUUUCAAGUUUGGUUUACACCCUGUGUUAUGUAUAGCUUAGCUCUGUUUGUAGACACUUUCAACAACUAGAAUCAUAGAAUCAUAGCGUUGGAAGAGACCUCAAGGGCCAUCCAAUCCAACAUCAUGCCAAGAAGCAGGAAAUCGCAUUCAAAGGACUCCCGACAGAUGGCCAUCCAGUCUCAGCUUAAAAGCCUCUAAAGAAGGAGCCUCCACCCCAGUCCGGGGCAAAGAGUUCCACUGCCGAACAGCUCUCACAGUGAGGAAGUUCUUCCUCAUGUUCCUAAUGGAAUCUCCUUUCCUGUAGUUUGAAGCCAUUGUUCUGCGUCCUAGUCUUCAGGGCAGCAGAAAACAAGCCUGCUCUCUCCUCCCUAUGACUUCCCCUCACAUAUUUAUACAUGGCCCUCAUCAUGUCUCCUCUCAGCCUUCUCUUCUGCAGGCUAAAGAUGCCCAGUUCUUUAAGCCACUCCUCAUAGGGCUCGUUAUCCAGACCCUUGAUUAUUUUAGUCACCCUCCUCUGGGCACAUUCCAGCUUGUCAUCAUCUGUUCCUAAACAUCUGUUUUUGCAAUGAACAAAUAUUCCAAUCUAUGGGGAAAGUGAUGAGUUAUGACUUGACAAGGGAAUUGAAGGGGGGGGGGAUAAAAAGAAUCAGCAGUUUGUUCUCUGAAUGCUGAUAAAAAUGUGCAAUGCCAUAGAGUGGUCUGUCUUUCUUUUACCUGUAUCAAAUGAAUUUAUUUACAUAUUUGUGAAAUUUGUGAAAUGACAGAGAAACAAUUCUCAAGAAUCACAUGAAUUCUCUAUUUGUCCCUGAGGAAGUUUCCCUGUCUCUUAUGGGGAAGCUGUAGUCUGCUCUGAUCUAUAAUGUGUGCUUGGCAGAAGGAAUACGGACAAUAUCCGUAUGGAAUGGAAAGAAAGGUGCAUUUCCAAGCAACCAAGCAUAAUCAUAAUGUGCCAACCUAACAAUUCAAAAACAUGCAAGUGUGAGGAGAUAAAUAGGUACCAGCCUGGUGGGAAGGUAACGGCACUCGUGCAGUCAUGCCGGCCAAAGGACCUAGGAGGUGUCUAUGGUCAACGCCGGGUCUUUGGCUUAGAAAUAGAGAUGAGCACCACCCCCCAGAAUUGGACUCAACAAGACCUAAUGUCAAGGGAAACUUUUACCUUUACCUAAUGUGCACACAUAUUUACUUCUCUCCAAGUUUGUUAAAUUGCACAGAAGUCUGUUUUAUCUCCCAUCCUCUUUGACAUCUAUAUGAAGUUGCUGAGUGAGAUCAUCUGAAGUUUUGGAGUGCAGUGACACCUCUACGCAGAUGAUACCCAACUGUUCUACUCUUUUCCACCCAAUUCCAAAGAAGUCAUUCUGACCCUAAACCAGUGCCUGGUGGCAGGGAUUUUGGAGUGAUGAUGGGUCUUGUAGGACUACACCAAUGCAAGCAAACACCCAGGCAGAGAAUGUAACUUGGAAGACUCUUUACUUCACCCAGAUCCACCCAAACACAUGCAAAACGAGGAGGGCACGCUUGGCGUUUAAUCCCCCCGUCCCGCCUACAGCUAUAGCCUAUGCUGUUGAAUUUUUAAAAAAAUGUGUCACACUCUUCUCCCUCGCGGUCCCAAACCACACCUUUCUUAUAAAAAAAAAACUUUUCUUUAGCUAACUUCUUCUAAUUAUUUAUUUUUAAAACUUUAAAAGAAAAAAGAACCCCCUCAUCCUUUCCCAUUCCAACACCUCCUUUUCCAAUGGCUGCCCAGACCCCAAAACCAGGCAGGCACUCAGGAAGCAAUGCCGCCACACUGCAAGGCGCAUGCAAGUCUAUGUCGCAGCAGAAAUAGCCACCUGCCGCACCCACACAGCACAGCACAGCCAGCCAGCCCCAACCUCUCCCUCCGACGCCCUGACGUGAAUGCAGCCUCGUGGCGCUCCACAGGCGCUUUUCAAGGAGGCAUGUACAGAGGGACAUGGAGGACGUAUAAACCCCUCCCCUUACAUGAAUGUGCACUGCGAUUGGUCAGGGAGGUAAGCCCAAGCUAGGCUGCACUUCCCUCCAAAACAAGUUUGGUUGAAUUAAAAAUGGUUUUAUUUAUCUAUAUAUAUAAAAGAGUGAUGGCAUCAGGGCAGCAGACAAAACAACAAAACUACAGGCCCCCCAACCUCGAAAUUUGACAACACAACCCAUCAUCCACGGUUCUAGGUUGAUACAACAAAAAGAAAAGAAAAAUAAAGUACUAAUUAGAGGGAGAGGAAUAAUUGUUUUUAUCCAAUUGCUGCCAGUUAGCGGGCUAAGCUCCGCCCACUUGGUCUCCUAGCAAAGCACUCAGCCCAGGGGACAGGCACAAGAGUUUGGAGAGACCCCUAAGGGCCAUCCAGCCCAACCCUUUCUACUAUGCAGCAGGACACAAUCCAAGCAUUCCCAACACAUGGACAACGUAUAAAUACUAUGCAAUACUACACAGGGACAUAGACCCCCCCUCUACCCUCACCACUUUCACAGUACACAAACAACCAAAUGCAUACUAAACAUAAAGACAACCAUACAACAGAUAUUCAAUACCACCACUACCUCAACAAGUUCUCACCAACACCACCAGACAACGCCACAGCAACGCGUGGCCGGGCAUAGCUAGUUACUGAUAAAAUUACAAAAAAUAACAAAAAUUGUCUAUAACGGUUCAAAAUCAUGGGUUAGAUCUGCCGCAAUAACCCGCGUAGGAUCCACGUUCGCAAAUAGGAAUAAAUACUAUUUUAUUACGAUUACCGAGAUUUAUGGUAUUUUUGCCAUUCCUAGUGUUUAUGUGUUACUUUUUACUUGAUUAAUUUUGCUUCAUUUCCUUUGGUUUCUAUCUAUCUAUCUAUCUAUCUAUCUAUCUAUAGAGAGAGAUUUCAUCAUGGCAGAAUCUAACAUGUUCUUCUAUCCCAAGUCUAUUGUUUUUGUUACCGUUUACAAUCACAUCCACAAUUCAGUUGUACAUUUUUAAUAAUCCAUUUGUUUAAUUAAGGAAAUUAUUUUAUCUCCCUCCUCCUCCUCCUCAUUAGCAUUAUUUCUAUUGAAACUGUAAAAUACAUCAAAUUGAUUGAAAUAGUUAAAUAAAAUAAGUGAUUUUUCAGAUUAGCUGUGACUGGUUAUUGAAACUCCCCUGAUUCCUUUGGGAAAGCAGCAAUUUAAGAAGGAGUUGAUACUAGAGAACACCUGGCAUUCUGUGGGCCUCUGUUGCAGGUGGGCUGAGAGCUCCGCACCACAUUGGAGAGGAUUGGAAUUGCCCAGCUAGGAAGUGCCAAGUGGUGAGGUGUCACUUUACUUCUUCCUCCCUCCCUCGAAGACCAUUUUGUUGUGUAAGCUCAUUUACUUUUCCAGAAAUUUAAACAAUUCUUCUAACCUUGAUUCUCCUAGAACAUUUCCAAUCACGAUGAAGACUUUUCUGGUUUUUUUACUCAAUGUUGCAGUUCUAAGGAAUGGUAAUUCUCUGGAUUGUGAAACUUGUCAGAGGGAUGGCAUUAGAUGUUCGGGACGGUUUAAGACCUGUAAAGACGACAAUGACAUCUGUAUUAAAGCAUUACUUGAAAACACAGAUGAGGGAAGACGUCGAUUGAGAACAGAAAUGGCCUGUGCAAACAGCAGAGUAUGUCAAAUGCCUUUGCAAUACCUGAAUACGGGGCAAGGGAGAUAUGAACGGACAAGCAUCGUUUGUUGUCGAGGGAAUGCCUGCAGGAAUGCUGUUCCUCGAUUCCAACCAGGGUUCAUCAAACCCAAUGGGAGGCAAUGCCCAGCCUGCUUAGCCAGUAACCGCACUGAAUGUGGAUCAGCCAAAGUAAGUUGUUCUGGGGAUGAACUCUACUGCAUCGAAGCACAGCAAUACAUUCGGCUAGGUUUCCGUCCUGUGCCUCGCUACAAAAGGGGCUGUGCUACAGGAGCACUCUGUAAGGUGGACGGUGGGACAUACAGAACAGAAGUUGGAAUUAAAUACCCUAACCCUAUUUGCUCCCUAGCGCGUCCUAUAGACUGAUAUCUCUCUUGUUUGCCUCCAUUCUCUGACACUGAGUUUGUAUUGGAGGUCACCUGUUAAUUUUCAUUUGAAUCAUUUUUAAGUCACUUUCAAAAAUACAUAAAAUAUGGUUAAAGAAGGGAGGGUAAAUAAGUGUAAAAGAAAAGGAAUGGAUAUAGAAAGGGAUUUUGGGGAGGGAAGAAGGGGAAAGGUAAGAUAAUGGAAAAAAGGGACUUUGUGGUCUUCUAUUCUUCUUUUUCUAGGUCUUUUAUUCUGUUUUUUUUUCUUUUAUAACCUUGUAGAUUAAUUUACUUUUCUUAUCCCUUUCUCUUCUGUGGGGUCUUCCUUUCUUUAUAUAUUGAUCUAGCUAAGUUCUCAAGAGAAUCUUGAUAGUAUUCGAUUACAUAUUCAUAUAUUCUUUGAAAAGUCCCCAGUCCGUUGAUUUAGUCUUCCUGUAUGAUUUUCAUUAAAAAAGUUAAUCUGUCCAUGUCCAUAAUUUCUAACAUUUUAUCCAACCAUUGUUUUUUAAAUGAAAUUUCUUCUAUUUUCCAAUAUCUGUUUAUUUUUAUCAUUUUAAUGUUGUUAACUGAACUCCAUAUACUAUAAUGGUGAAAAAACAUUCCAAUGUGUAACAUGUGUAUAUAAUGUUCACUAAUGCUAAUGCACAAUGAUGCUAACUACUGUAACAAAUAAUAAAAAGGAAUUAUAUGCUAAAUACAGGUUACAGAAAAAGAAAUAGAAAAAAUGUUUACCAAUUGACUUUCAUUUUUAAUAUCAGUGGUAUAAAUGCCUUCUUUCCCCAAUACUCAUGGAACAUUUUAAACUUCUACUAAUUCACCAAAGCUACAAUUCUGAAAUGUCCAAUUCUUAUCACUCUUUGGUGACGCCUUUAAUAAUUGUUCCUAAACAUCUGUUGUUGCAAUAAACAAAGGGAAAGGGAUGAGUUGUGACUCGACAAGUAAAUGCGAAGGAAGAAAAUGUUAAUGAAAACAGCAGUUUGUUCUUUGAAUGUCUAUUCCUGUUGAUUAAAAUGUUUAAUGCCAUGGAGUGGUCUGUCUUUCUUUUACCUAGACCAAAAGAACUAAGGUAAUUAUAUAUUUGUGAAAUGAUGGAGAAACACUUCUCAAGAAUCACACAAACUCUCUUUCUACCUGUCCCAGAUGAUGUUUCUCUGUCUGUUUUGGGGAAUCAUUACUAUGCUCUGAUUUGUACUGUGUAUUUGGCAAAAGGAAUAUGGACAAUAUCACAUUAGAGUUCCAAAGUACAAGUCUGCGAUUCCCUAUUGCUCGGUUUGCUUCUGCAGAAUUCUGGGAAAUGUAAUUUAGGGUGGAGCCUUUGAAAUUCUCAGCCAGAAAGGAUCUCAGCUUCACAU
Molecule: messenger RNA, 7251 nt
Organism: Anolis carolinensis (green anole)
Lineage: Eukaryota; Metazoa; Chordata; Lepidosauria; Squamata; Anolidae
Product: phospholipase A2 inhibitor and Ly6/PLAUR domain-containing protein
Exons: 6
Coding region: 5304-5900 (198 amino acids)
Cellular component (GO): extracellular region
Molecular function (GO): phospholipase inhibitor activity
Source: RefSeq, a predicted model, not a curated record